GGCACAGUACCCUUUGCCUUCCCUGAAUGGGAAAAGGGGAAAAAAAACUAGCAUCCUAUUUUUCCCGCCUAAAUGUCAUCAAUUUGUUGAUUGUUGCUUUGUGACCUGUGACAAAGAAACACUUUUUACUUAUUAAAUCUGAUCAUGAAAGUUGAAAUGUUCAUUUGCUGAUAUAAGUGAAGUGAAGAAGGUAAAAAAUAUACAGCUAGUUUUACACUCUUGGUUUUGGGAUAACGCCUACAGUUAGUUACUUAAAGGUAACCUAAAAACUAAGAACAGUCGGUAUUUUGUUUAUUCUAGUACAAUACAAUUUAGUAGGCAACCAAUUUCUACUUGUAAUAAAUACAAAAAAAUAUCUGCACAAUGGAUGUUGCUGAUACAUACGCAACACAAAAUCAAGUGAAAGAUGAAGUUGGAGUGAGGUGCCAAAAGUUAUUUCAGGAUUUUUUGGAAGAAUUCAAAGAAGACCAUGAACUCAAAUAUGAGAAACAAGCAAAAGAACUGUUGAAACCAGAAUUAAGCACACUGGAAGUCAGUUUUGACGAUGUGGAAAAGUACAAUCAGAAUCUCGCAACUACAAUCAUAGAGGAAUAUUAUAGAAUAUACCCCUUUCUCAAUCAAGCUAUAUUCAAUUAUGUGUUAAGUUUAGCAGACAGUAGCAUGAAAAAAGACCUUCAGGAUAAGGAAUGCUAUGUUUCUUUUGUUGAUGUGCCUACUAGACACAAAGUGAGGGAGUUGACUACUGCAAAAAUAGGCACCUUGAUAAGAAUAUCGGGACAAAUUGUGAGGACACACCCUGUCCAUCCUGAACUUGUCUUGGGAACUUUUGUCUGUCUCGAUUGUCAGACUGUAAUUAAGAAUGUGGAGCAGCAGUUCAAGUAUACAAUCCCAACUAUCUGUAGAAACCCAGUAUGUGCAAACAGGCGUCGGUUCAUGCUUGAUGCAGACAAGUCUGUUUUUGUGGACUUCCAAAAGAUUCGUAUACAAGAGACUCAAGCCGAGUUGCCUAGAGGAUGCAUACCACGGUCCCUUGAAGUGAUUUUGAGGGCAGAAGCUGUGGAGUCUGUUCAGGCUGGUGACCGUUAUGACUUCACUGGAACCCUAAUUGUAGUUCCCGAUGUUGGUUCCCUUUCCAUGCCUGGGGCAAAAGCAGAACUCACUACCAGAACACGGCAGGCAAACGAGGGACAGAUGGAGGGCAUCAAGGGACUCAAAGCUUUGGGAGUCAGAGAGUUACAUUAUAAGACUGCAUUUCUAGCAUGUAGCGUUCAAGCUAUAGCACGUAGAUUUGGUUCAGCAGACCUCGCCACAGAUGAUCUCACCACUGAAGACAUGAGGAAGCAGAUGACUGAUAAAGAGUGGGAUAAGGUAUAUGAGAUGUCAAGGGACCGGAAUCUCUACAACAAUCUGAUUGCGAGCUUGUUUCCGAGCAUCCAUGGGAACAAUGAGGUGAAGAGAGGGAUCCUGCUUAUGAUGUUUGGUGGCGUCGCCAAGACUACCGUGGAAGGCACUACUCUACGUGGUGAUAUAAACGUGUGCAUAGUGGGUGAUCCCAGUACGGCCAAGUCCCAACUACUGAAGCAAGUGAGCGAGAUCACUCCCCGAGCAGUUUAUACAAGCGGGAAAGCUUCUUCGGCCGCCGGUCUCACCGCUGCUGUCGUUAAGGAUGAAGAGUCAUUCGACUUCGUGAUCGAAGCGGGCGCUUUGAUGUUAGCCGACAACGGCGUUUGUUGCAUCGAUGAGUUCGACAAGAUGGACCCCGCCGAUCAAGUGGCCAUUCACGAGGCAAUGGAGCAGCAGACCAUAUCGAUCGCUAAGGCCGGUGUAAGAGCCACACUGAACGCUCGCACAUCCAUUUUGGCCGCGGCCAAUCCAAUAGGAGGUCGAUACGACAGAGCUAAAUCCUUACAGCAGAACGUUUCCCUGAGCGCGCCAAUUAUGUCCCGUUUCGAUCUAUUCUUCAUACUCAUAGACGAAAGUAGCGAAAUGGUGGACUACGCUAUAGCCAGGAAGAUAGUGGAUCUGCAUUGCAACAAGGAGGAGUCUUACGACUGUGUCUAUUCGAGGGAAGAUUUGUUGAGAUACAUUGCUUUCGCGAGGUCUUUCAAGCCCAUCAUCACUGAGGAAGCCGGCAAACUGCUAGUGGAAUAUUACACAGUCCUCCGUGGUAGAGAUGGCAGCGGGGCCUCCGGAGGGGGAUCGUGGAGGAUCACUGUGAGACAACUCGAGUCCAUGGUGAGACUCGCUGAAGCAAUGGCCAAGAUGCAUUGCAGCGGGCAAGUCUGUCCACAACACGUGCAUGAAGCUUAUAGGUUACUAAACAAAUCCAUCAUCCGAGUGGAGCAGCCCGAUAUCCACUUGGACGAAGAGGAACCCCAGUUCGAACCCAACAUGGAUGUGGACAAUGAGACACCCAAUGGCACUGGAGAAACUAAUGGCCAUGUGAACGGGGAUUCUGCACCUAAAAAGAAGCUUACUUUAUCUUUCGAAGAGUACAAAGCGCUUAGUGACAUGCUGGUCGUGUUCAUGAGGAAAGAGGAAGCUGAGGCGGAGACGAGAGGCGAGGAGAGUUCCGGCAUGCGCAAGAGUGCAGUAGUUAGUUGGUAUUUAGAACAGUUAGUGGGUCAAGGGCAUAUAGAAGAUGAAGACGAAUUACUGCAGAGGAAGACGCUCGUGGAAAAGGUCAUCGACCGGCUGAUGUACCAUGACCAAGUGAUCAUACCUCUAUCAACCACCGGUCUCAAGACAACGCAGAAGUCAGCGGACCAGGAGAUAGAAGAUGAUCCUCUGUUAGUCGUACAUCCCAACUAUGUCGUUGAUACGUAAUUAAUAACAUUCCUAGUUUGUAAACGUGCCUUUUUUAUAAUAAAUAAUCAUUGUAAUUAAGAAAAUGCGUUUUAUACAUAUAAAAAUAAGAGUUCCGUUUUCCUUUUCCCAUGUCUGUUUUCACAAAAAAAAAAUACCCUUUUUAGUUUCAGUCGUCAGGAAAAAUGAAUAGAAUAUGUUAAGACGAAUCUAAUGAGCCCAAACUCGAUAUGUUUACUAGUAGGCAGUCCAAGGUUCCACCAGCCACCUUCC
This is a messenger RNA of Chilo suppressalis (striped riceborer), 3078 nucleotides long. The record is from the annotation of a GenBank genome assembly. NCBI's taxonomy places the organism in Eukaryota, Metazoa, Arthropoda, Insecta, Lepidoptera, Crambidae.